This is a messenger RNA of Auanema sp. JU1783, 3813 nucleotides long. The record is from the annotation of a GenBank genome assembly. Lineage: Eukaryota; Metazoa; Nematoda; Chromadorea; Rhabditida; Rhabditidae.
AUGAUUGAUUCUAACUUAAACUCCCUGACGGUUGGUCCCGAUAAAGAGGAUGAUUCUCCUCAGAAGGCAGAUAAAAGAAAGCGCCAUCGAAGGAGCAAAAAACCUAAAGCUCAAACAGCUGAGUUAGGCUCUGAGAAAGAAACACUUUGUGAUGCUGAAGUAGUGGAACCAAUUAAAACUUCGGAUAACGAAGUGACGGCACCAAAGAGAAGAAAGAAUAGAAGAAAGAAGGGAUCUGGUGCCGGUUUAGCUUCAGUUGGAUCUGCUGAAGAAAAAACUGAGGUAGUAGCGGAUGACAGUAAGCCUAAGAAAAGAAAUCGUGCUAAGAAGAAUAAAAAUAAGGAAAAAGUUAAUAUCACAGGAAAACAUAUUCCGGUCAGUUCGUUAUUCGAAAGGCCCGAAAACAAUAACAUGUUUGGCAAUGCUUCCUUGAGCGCAGAGGGACUAGCUCUGUUAGAAGAUAUACAGAAUCAUCGAUCUGGAAAAACCAAGUUACGAACUGGUAAGAUUGAGAUGAGCGAGCUAAUGGGUACGAACCGUAGUUCUUCUCGAUCUGUUCGCUCUAUUUUGGAGCAACUAAGUGGCACUAAGGUUGAUCCCGAAGUUCUUCUUGGUUCUUCUCGAGUUCCUCUACUUGCUGGAUUCCCAUCCUUAGCUCAUCGUGGAGACUCUUUCUCGUCUGCUCUUCCAGCUGAUUUGUUCAAAUCAACAAUGGAUGCUUACGCUUCUCUUCAUGGUGAUAUGCACUCUUUAGGAAGUAGACCUAUUUCACGUUCAUCUGUUAGGUCUAAUCCAAGAAGUUAUGGAAAUGAAGCUGUUUCCCCUAAUCACAUUAUGCCAUGGAUUAAUUUCGCUCCCAUGUAUCCCCUGGACAAUAGACAGCACAAAGGAGAACACAGGUCACCGGGAUAUCAACGACCCCAAGGAAUGGGUGGACACUCUGUAAAUGCUGGAGGUUCUGGAUCUAAUAGAUCUAACCAUGGACCUUCUCAUAAUAAUCAACGAGGAUCCUACCACAACUCGUAUCCUAACAGGAUGAAUAGUAAUAACUCUAGCCCUCACCACAAUCGAUCUUCUCCCGGUCGUUUCCAACAAACGCCUAACAAGCCUGGAAACCACAAUCAGCGAAUUAGAAAGUCACACUUCACUCCCUAUUUGAGUGGAGAGCUUGUAUCUCGAGGAUUAGUGAAAAAGGAACUGAUCAAGGGUGCUUUAAGAGUUAAUCAACGAAAUUAUGAAGAAUCUUACAUUGAUAAUCCUGAUGGUGAUGAUCAGAUGGAUCUUCUUAUUCUCGGCUUACAAGAUCGCAACAGAGCUCUGCAUGGCGACAUCGUUGUUGUCAAAAUCAAACCUAGACAAUUCUGGGUCGUCCGCGAAAAUCUAUACCAGGCAUGGAGAUCUGGUCAACUAGAUGUAUCUAGAGAUGAUAAUGGUCUUCCGUUGACUAUCCCUCCUGUUCAAGAAGAUGACACUACUGAUUCUGUUGAUCUCGUUCUUGGAGGCAUUUCUGAUCUCAAGCUGUCAAAGUCUGAUUUAAAGGCAUCUAUUCCCGUGUCUCCUGAAAAUAAGUACAACAGAGAAGAAAUGGUUCUCAUCGGAGCUCAAUUAGAGCAUGCUCGUAGAGAAUCUCCAGUGGCUGAGCAGAAUCCACUCUGCAAGCCUCAACCAGUUGUUCAAGAAAUGAUAACUAACCUCUCUAUCGGAAGAGUAGCCGAUGUUCCAUUGAGUAGCUCACCAAGAAAGCCAGCUUCUUCCCGAAAACCAGCUAACUCCGUUAACCGCCGCACACAAUGCAGAAUGCUUCAAGAUAUGCCACCAGAGGAUUGGGGAAUGCCCGAUUUCUGUUUGCAGAAAACUGCCGAGGUUGUAUUCAUUUCGGAAGUCAAGAACUCGAGAAAUGCCAUGGGACAAUUGAGAGUCAUGGCCGACAACAACAGAAACUGUGCUCUUUUCUCACCUACCGAUCCUCGUAUACCACGAAUGAUGAUUCCUGCUGCUCAACUUCCUCAGGAUUUCUUCGAGCGUCCCCAGGAUUAUUCUAAGUAUAUUUUUGCUGUCAAGCUUGAGAAAUGGGAAGAAACUGAUUUGUUCGCUACUGGUCAUCUUCUCCGAACAUUAGGAGUUGCAGGAGAUAUAGAAGCAGAAACUGAGGGUCUUCUCUAUCAAAAAAAUAUUGAUGCGAGAGAGUUCUCUAGUGCAGCUCUCAGCAGUUUGCCAAUUACAGAAGCAAGUCAAUGGACUAUUCCAGAGAAAGAAUUCACAUACAGAAAAGACCUUCGAGAAGAAAUUAUUUUCACAAUUGAUCCUUUGACUGCUAGAGAUCUUGACGAUGCUCUACACAUCAAGCCAAAAGAGAAUAUUGAUGGCAAAGGCAAGAAUGGAUGGGAGAUUGGUGUUCAUAUAGCUGAUGUUACUCAUUUCCUGAUUGAGAAUUCUGAGCUCGAUCACUGGGCUACUCAACGGGCAACCAGCACAUACCUUGUGCAUAAAGUUAUUCCUAUGCUGCCCAGAAUAUUGUGUGAGCAGCUCUGCUCUCUCAAUUCAUCUGUCGAUAGACUAGCCUUCUCUGUUAUUUGGGAUGUUGAUGACGAAGGAAUCAUACAUUCUGAGUGGUUCGGAAGAUCUAUUAUCCGAUCUAAAGUGAAACUGUCAUAUGAACACGCACAACAGUUCAUUGAGAACCCAGAGGAAAAGUUCGAGACAUCUCAAUUCCCUGAUAUCUGUGAUAAUGUAGAACUUGAUGUUAUCAAAACUAAGGUCCUACAACUUAAUGCUGUUGCCUCGAAACUAAGAGCAACCAGAAUCGCAAAUGGAGCUUUACGUUUGGAUCAACCAAAGCUCAAGUUCGCUCUAGAUGAGGACAGAAAGUACCCUAUUGGAGUAACUGUUUAUGAAAUCAAGGACUCCAAUCGACUUGUUGAAGAGUUCAUGCUUAUGGCAAAUAUGUCUGUUGCGAAAAAGAUUGAAGGAGCUUUCCCUCAAGUUGCUCUGCUUCGUAACCAUCCUUCUCCAAACAGAAAAGUUAUGAAGGAAGUGCUCGAGUUGUGUGAGAAGAUCGGCUUCCCACUAGAUGGCUCGUCAUCAGGACUUCUGUCAUCAUCUCUUCGCAAAUUUGAAGGAGACCAAGAACUUGUGAAGAACAUCAACCAAGUGCUGUCUAUGCUAAUGAUGAAAUCAAUGAGGCUCGCUCAAUAUUUCUGUACUGGAACGAGAGACUCGAAGGAAUCUUAUCAUCAUUAUGCUCUUAAUGCACCAUUCUACACCCAUUUCACUUCACCCAUCAGACGGUAUGCUGAUGUUAUGGUUCACAGGCUUUUAGCUGCUGCAUUGAACUACUCCGCUCCACCAGAGAAAAGUAUUCAAGAAGUCGAGAAGAUUGCUAGAAUCUGCAAUGAGAAGAAACAAGAUGCUAGAGACUGUAGUGAAGCUAGCGAUGAGAUGUUCUUUGCUAAUUUUGUGAAGGAGUGUGGACCUAUCGAAGAACGUGGAGUUGUUGUCAACGUUUUAGACCAGGCUUUCGAUGUUCUAGUUCUCAAAUACGGAGUCGUUAAAAGAGUAUAUGUUAAUAAGCUCGACAUGGCAAGGGAUCCAGUCCAUCGUGAGGGACCACCACCUACCCUCACCCUUUAUUGGAAUUCUUCAUCAGGGUCAGGAAAUGCCGCUGUUGAACAAACUAUUCAACUUUGUUCAAUAGUUGACGUUGUUCUCUCAGCUUUGCCUGAGCCAACCAAGUAUCAGGCUGUCAUAAAAACAAAGUCUACUCAAGAAACUCCAACACUUCUGGAGAAUUAUAAUAAAACUUUAGAAAAUUAA